Molecule: messenger RNA, 601 nt
Organism: Phycomyces blakesleeanus NRRL 1555(-)
Lineage: Eukaryota; Fungi; Mucoromycota; Mucoromycetes; Mucorales; Phycomycetaceae
Exons: 2
Coding region: 19-279 (86 amino acids)
Source: RefSeq, a predicted model, not a curated record
GACUACUUUACAGCCGCCAUGAAAUUCUACUUGUUCCUACUCUCGGUCCUACUUUUGACCAUCUUUGGUACCCAAGUCUGUAUUGCCGAAGAUCCUGCUCUUCUAGAAGGACAAGGAACCAUUGCCGACGAUAUAAAAAAGUUCGAAAGCCGUCCUUCCCUCAUUGAUCGUCUGGCCCUUGAAAGAGAGCAGCGCCAACAGAAAGCACAAGAACAACCCCAAAAAAGACGUCGAUUCGCAAAGAGAGUCCCCGCGGUUCAAGGUCUCAAAAGACAAUAAUCAUACAGUAAUUCUAGUGGUCGCAUUGGUUGGUGGGAUCAGUUCUUUGGUAGAGGUAAUGAUAGUGGUGGUCGUACUCUUGUGCACUUCCACUCUCAGUACAUUUUCAACCCCAUGCUCCUAUCCCUAUCCUAUCGUGCUUUUUUUUUGCCCUGCCAUGCCAUGUCAUAAAUAUCAAGACCAAUCUUUUCUGUCUUUCCUUAUUUGGGAAAAGAAAUUGAGUAUUCAAAAAAAAAAGAUGAAUAAUGAAUUUGUAAGCUCUCAUGAGUUUGUUUGUUAAUAAAGAUCGUUGUACAUAAAAAAAAUAAUGUACAUUUCUUAU